This is a messenger RNA of Drosophila simulans, 5115 nucleotides long. It is a transcript of the gene Tmem131, whose product is annotated as transmembrane protein 131 homolog. The coding region runs from base 227 to 4954 and encodes 1575 amino acids. Gene Ontology annotation, cellular component: membrane. The record is from RefSeq and is a predicted model, not a curated record. Lineage: Eukaryota; Metazoa; Arthropoda; Insecta; Diptera; Drosophilidae. The transcript has 3 exons.
UUUCGCAGUGCCGGAUGGUAUCUUUUAUCUAUUCCACGGCGGUCACACCGAAUAGCGAUAAUAAUUUUUGGCCAGCGAUAUUGGAUAAUAUAAAUAAAGCGCAGCACCAAGGAAACUCCAAUUUAGAUUAGCAGCUGGACAGAAAGUCGGUUACAAGGAGCAGCGCCAUCGCCGCCCACACGAACACACACACACACAGCAUCCCAGGAUCAAGGGAACGCACGCCAUGCCCACACAAGUCCAGAUGAGGCCGCUUUUGCGAAUAUUCGCAGAACCCAUCCUGCUCAUCCUAAUCUGCCUUCUCACUUUGGGCGCCAAAGGUGAAAAGGUCUUGCAGGAGACUUUCCUUGGGUUGCAGGAGGCACCAAUCCACGAUUUGGGGGACCUUCGGCUUGUGCCGUCCCGUCUAGACUUUGGAACGUGGUCCGUCGGCCAGGCGCGUUCUCAGACGGUGACACUGUUCAAUCAGCACUCCAAUCGAACGCUCCAGCUGAACGCGGUGGCCGGACCAAGUCCGGCGUUCUACAGCAGCUUCCUGGGCACGAGAGAGGUGCCGCCGCAAGGCAAUACCACUUUCAACGUGGUGUUCCUACCGCGGCAAUUGGGCGCCAUUGCCGCCGACCUUCUCAUUCACACCUCCUUCGGCCAGGCCGAGUUGGCGGUACAGGGCGAGGGCAGUGAGUGCCCGUACCGCCUAAAGCCAUUGGUGGGCAUCAAAGCGCCCAUGAAUGCGACACUCACGCCAGAGAUUCACAUGUACAACCCGCACGAGCGGCCGCUGCAGAUACUUGAGAUAUACAGCAGCGGCGGCGAGUUUCAAUUAGAGUUGCCCAGCGGUGGCUCGGAGGGCCCACAAAAUCUGUGGGAGAUUCCGCCACACACUUUAAAGCCGGUCAUUAGGAUAUCUUUUCACGGCCGCACAGCUGGCAAUCACAGCGCCUACAUACGCAUCAAGAUCGCAGAACAGGAACUGGAUCUCGGCCAGGAGAACGUCCUGGUUAUUCCUGUCGAAUUUGAGAUCCUGCCACGGCAUUCUGCGUACGCCCGCAAUCCACUGGCAGACUUUGGCCGUGUGGCCACUUUAAAUGCUCCGGAUGCAUUACAGUUCAAGCUGGACGUUCGGGACGACGAGAGCCGCCAACUCUUCGGCAGUUACCUUCGUCAGAUCCCGGGUCUUUCGUUUGACGCAAACAACACAAGUAUAGUGUUGAAUGCCAGCCUAUUCGAAAGCGACGAAGCCAUCAACGAUCUGCUGGUGAUCAACAGUAACCAGUCCAGUUCCAGUCCUGGUGCGGAUCAGGCGUUUACAGUGCUGGUGCGAGCAGAAAUCUUCCAUGGAGGGCUCUCCUUCGACAGGAAUGCCACCAGAUUUGUAACCACUUCGCCAGAAGGCGGCGAGGGUGAACCGCUGGAAAGAAAACGCUCGCUGGUGGUGCGGAACAAAUUCGCAAUGCCCCUCAUUCUGUUUAACGUAAGUCUCACAGAGCCCAUUGAUGAAUCCAUUUUGGAAGUAGCCCUCGUGGGCGAUCCAAGGAUACUACUUCAGCCGGGCGAAUCUGUUGAGCUCCUGCGCCUAAACCUGCUAAACGACCAGGUGGCGUUUAAAUCCUUUCUGAGGAUUGAGACGAACGUCACGGUCUUUAAACUUCCAUUGGUAUCAUGCAGUGGACGUUUACACGUUUCCACGCAGCCAAUUGUGCUUAACUUUCGCCAGGAAUCGCUGGAGAAAGCGGCAUAUAACCUGGAGCUAGAUCUGGGAACUGUGCCAUUCGCUGAGAUGUCGCGCGACGGAUUCGUGAUCCUGAGGAACGACAAUCCAGUGCCCGUUAGAAUAACGAAUUGGUUCUUCAAGCAUCCAAAAACUGUCUACUCGCAAAGCACCUUCCUGGGUUGCCGCGCCACGGCCAUCGGACAUCCGGUAAGUGUCGAGAACGAGACUAUGGGAUGGCAUUUAUGCAGAGAGAUUCGUGCCGGUGAGAGCGCCGUAUUUAAAGUGGCCAUUCAGACGUACGAAGCGGAUGCAACGUUUGGAACCCUUAAGGUCUGGACGCCAUACGAAGUGAUUCGCGUACGCGUUAAGUUCGAAGCCUCUGUGGGCCACUUAGAGAUAGAGCAGGAGCAGCUCAGCUUUAAGAACUGCUUUCCUGGCAAAAUGUGCACUGCCGUGCUGAGCAUCCGGUCAAGCUUCACACACCCGGUGCACGUGAAGGGUAUAUCCUUUGCACUUCCGGUGGGACUGCGCUUUAAGGACUUUAAUGCGAAGGGCACUACGAUUGCUCCGCAAACGCUGACCAAGGUUGGACGCAUUUACUUUGACCCUGCGUCCGUGUGUCGAAAUAAUUGCUAUAUACGAGAGUCCACCAAUGAUCUAGCCAUCUUCCCCAGCGUUCCAGGUGGAGGGAUUGGCAACGGUGGCGUUAUCAACAAUAAUCUCCUCUAUGACGGAGUGGAGUUGAGACAACGCACGGAACUCUUUAGGCAGUUGCGACGCCAAUUGUCAUCUAUGUCCCUCACGCUGCACAGCGAAGAGCUACCGCCGUUGGAGUUGGACUUUUCCAUAACGAUUGAGUGGCCGAAACUGGUGCAGUUUCAGCCUAUUCCGCCCACUCCGGCUAUUGAGGUUGGCCAGGUGCAGCGCCAGUGGAUAACGCUGACGAAUCCUUCGCAGAGUCCGCUCCUGCUUGAUUACUUUCUAUCGGAUCCGGCUUUUGCACGACGUACCCAGCUAUCGUUACCCCACGAAGUCAUUGACGUGAGCUCAACAAGUUGCUAUCUGACAGAUAGAGCGGUUUUUUCCCUGCCUGAAGCCGGGGAUCCCAUUCUGUUGCCUGGAGGCGCCAGCUUAACCAUCCCCAUCACUUUCAGUGCCCAGCUGCCGGAGAAGUACUGUACCCUGCUGCAUGUGAGAAGCAAUCUUACGCUGUAUGAGGCUGUGUGGCUACAGGCUCGUGCCGUGCAGUCGCAGUUCCGUUUUGGAAAUCGGCGCCCGGGAGCCGCCUCGCCGUUGCUCUUUGAGAUGGCCACCGAUCAAUUUCAGGGCUGUCAGUCUGGCAAUGAAGCAGUGGUAGUAACUCGAAGUUUUACGGCCCGCAACUCGGGUGUCAUCCCAAUAAGGAUCGAGGGCUUCCUCGUUGGCUCGCUGCCGUGUGAGGAUUUCGGCUUUAAGGUGAUGGAUUGUGCGGGAUUCGAUCUGGGCGAGAAUGAAACUAGAAAAGUGGAGAUAGCGUUUAGCGCAGACUUUACUACCUCGAGGGUAAAACGAUCCCUUACGCUGAUAACGAACCUUACCUACGAUAUAAGCUAUAUGCUUCUAGCACAAAUGCCAGCGGAAAGUGUGGAACUAUGUGCCUCGCUUUUGGUUCGACCUGGAUGGGAAUCCUCCCUAAAAAACGCCGCCCUUGUAGUGCUACUGGCCAGCUUUGGACUGGUUUUGGUGGCGGCUGUCUUUGACGCAAAAGCCAUAAUGGUUCAACAAAAUGCCUACGAUGCGGCUAGAAACAAGGGUCCUUUGCAGCCUACGUUUAAUUUACGGAAUAUAGUAAAACUGCAGGCGGAGGAGGCAGCAGCUAAGGCAGAGACUGUGCAGCAACAGCAGAAGGUCAAAAAUGGCCAACUGAAGGAGCUGCGAAAGCGAACAGUAGUGAAUUCCACGAAUUCAAAGUCAAAGUCGAAGUCCUCAUGGUCACCAUGGAGCAUGGACAUGAAUGCGCUAAGCAAGCAUCUACAAAAAGCCAAACCAAAGACAGUGGUAAGCACUCCAGUUACCCCUCCUGCUGCUAGUGCUCCUGCUGCUGCUCCUGUCCCCUUGCCAGAGGCAAAGCCCGUUAAGAAAUCUUCGACGCCAUCGCCUCAAGGUGUUCCUAUAUCAGUUCAGGUUCGGCCCCAGAAGAAAGUAAAACCCACACCUGCAGUGGUCCUUGGGACAACCAAAUCCAAGCCGGAAGCAUCGACCCCCGUUGUGGAGCAGCAAGAAAAGUCGUUGGCCAAAUCGAGUCCACCACAGCAGGAGAAUAUAUCGCCCAAGCCCAACAAGCAAUCAGAACCGCGUGUGCUUAAGGAACAGAACGGAUCGGCCAAGAAAAUGGGUAAAACACCAGGCAGAGAACGGGAAAGAGAACGCCGCUCGAAGGAUCAAAAGUUGACCAAUGGCACGGGGGCUGGAGUGGGAUUCAGAAAGCCAGAGCGAAAACAGCGCCAGAAGUUGAAUUUUGGUCAGACCACGAAUAGCACGUCGCCGCCAGAGUCGCCAGAUGCGCUUAAAUGCAUCAGCAAUCCUUGGGAGACGAGCAGUCGCGUCUCCUUCCGGGAUGUGCUUCGGACUCCUCAAAUGGCGCCCACGGAUAAUGGUUUCGAUUGGAACCAUGCGACGUCUUCGAGUGAUCUCGGACCGAUCGGAGACAACCGCAAGAACGCCACGCCGCCGAUGGUGACAUCGCUGUGGGAGCCACUUUCAGCUACGGCCAGUAAUUCGCUGUUCGCCAACACCGAGGUGGAUUUCAUAACACCAGAUGCUAUCUACGAACAAAGGGAGCGGGAAAAGCCGCAGUGGGAACAGCGGAGCGACUUGGUCAUGCGACAGCAACUACUUCUUCAGCAGAACCAGAAACUGGAGUUUCAGCAAAGGCAGCAGGAGAAGAUUUCGCUGCUGGCGAUUAUGGAUCCGAGCAACUGGGCCACAAACUGGUCACCACUAGGAUACUCCAACUGGCCCAACGCCACAGCCGGCAUCGGUGUCAUGCGUCCUCCUCCAGGUCUGGAGCAGAGCGCACGUCAGACGCACAACCUUGCACAACAACCGGUCUCAGCGGGACCGACAUCUGGAACUGGAGCUGCACUACCCGGCGAAAGCCUACCCACGCAGUACGAUCCUUUUACCUCGCCAAGCUCAAUCUGGUCGGAUACGUGGCGUCAGUCAUCACAGCGCAACAACCAUAACCAUAACCACAUGAACUAAGGGAAUGACGAGGAGCAAGCUCACUGAUCAAACCGAAUCAACCAAAUGAAAUUCUUACCACUUAGACACCUAGGAUACGCGACGAUGGAGGAACGCUGAAUGAUCUUUUCCAAUUUGACUUUUGACUAAUAAACGCAAAGAUAAUUGACUUUCGUAUCAAA